CUGCAGAGCCCGGACUGAGGUUUGGAGCAGCAACCACGACUAAGAGGUUUAGAUUCAGUAAAGGGGCCGAGGCGCAGGGAUCCUGGACGGUCUCUUCUCGCUUAUUUUACAUUUCCCUUCACUGUCGACAAGUUUUGUAUAUACAAAAAAAAAAAAAACUAUUCAUCCCAUGAGUGUUAAGUGAAAGUCUGACUGCGAGUGUAAUUAUCAACCGGUGUGCUCAGCAAGUGCGGAGUAUUUUGUUGUUUUCAGAGUUUUGACAGAAGUCGUUCGCUGAGCGCAACAACUGCCUCGGAGCUCAGUUUGGAUUAUUCGGCGGACGUGUGUCGUUCAGGGCAAAAACACAGCUUUACCUCGCUCCAUACAGACUUCACCUAAAAGUCUGGACCGCUGUCAAAGCGCACUUCUCGGCGUCUUUUAGGUAUGCCUGUGGUCAUCAGUGUGUCACCGGACAGGUAACCAUGUGUGUUGCUGCUGUCAUGGCCUUGCCUUUACUGCGGCUGUUUCCUGUCACUGUCGUCACAGUCCUGGUGGCACUGGUGUCAUCUUCAGAGGAACAUGAGUGGCACUUUAACCCAGCUCAGUGUCGUUACGCCCUCGGGAUGGAGGAUGGAACCAUCCCAGACUCUGACAUCACUGCCUCCAGCGCCUGGUCAGACUCCACUGAGGCCAAACAUGGAAGGUUGAGUACUGGAGAGGGGGAUGGAGCAUGGUGUCCUGCUGGAGCUGUUUUCCCCAGUGGAUCAGAAUACCUUCAGAUUGACCUGCGCAAACUCCACUUCCUGGCUCUGGUUGGUACCCAGGGUCGCCAUGCCGAUGGACACGGGCAGGAGUUUGCUCGCAGUUAUCGACUCCGCUAUUCUCGAGACGGAGUGAAAUGGAUCACCUGGAAAGAUCGCUGGGGCCAGGAAGUGGUGUCAGGUAAUGAGAACACCUACGAUAUUGUGCUGAAAGAUUUGGGUCCUCCUAUCGUGGCCCGCAUGGUGCGCUUCUACCCCCUGGCUGACCGGGUUAUGAGUGUUUGCCUUCGAGUAGAGCUCUAUGGUUGUGUAUGGGAUGAUGGAUUGAAGGCUUACACAGCUCCAGUGGGUCAUGUCAUGCACCUGUCUGGCCCGUCUGGCAUGCCUGUCUACCUUAACGACUCCACCUACGAUGGGAGCACUGAGCAAGGGAUGCAGUUUGGAGGCCUGGGUCAGCUGUGCGACGGUGUCCUGGGAGGAGAUGAUUUCAUACAGACCAAGGAGCUGAGGGUGUGGCCCGGGUACGACUACCUGGGCUGGAGCCGGGAAGCCCUCGGGCAAGGCAGCGUGGACAUCGAAUUCCACUUUGAGAAACCACGAGUCUUCCAUAACAUGCAGGUGCACAGUAACAACCGCCACACUCAGGGCGUGCGAGUCUUCAGCAAAGUGGAGUGUCUUUUUAAGCCCGGCAUCCUCCAGCCCUGGUCCUCUCCCACCCUCACCCUGCCUGUGCCCCUAGAGGAUCUGAAGGACCCUUCCUCAAGACCCAUCUCCCUCCCACUGGGAGGCCGGCCGGCUCAGAUCCUCCGCUGCAAAUUCUACUUUGCUGAUCGCUGGCUGCUCAUCAGCGAGAUAUCCUUCCUCUCUGAGCCAUACGAGGAGGAUGUCACAGAACCUGAUUUGCUUCCUCCUAAUCCUCCCAAUUUUCCUGCCAUCAAUUCCUCUCCUCCUCCCGUAAACCACACCUCCCCCUCUCCCACAUCGAGCCACAGCUCCUCCAACACCACCGCUGGCCCCUCUGAAACCCCCACCACCAUCACCACCUUCAUGACGGACACCACUGGUAACUGGACGCUGUCAGGGCCAGAAUUCGCUGCUGUUACUCCCAGAGCGGGCCUUCCUGUAGCCAAGGAUGACAGCAGUAAUACGGCUAUUCUGAUUGGAUGCUUGGUGGGCAUCAUCCUUCUGCUGCUGGCUGUGAUAGCUGUCAUUCUAUGGAGACAGUACUGGAAAAAGAUACUGGGCAAGGCCCAGGGUAGCCUGUCCAGUGAUGAGCUGCGGGUCCACCUGUCGGUCCCCUCGGACAAUGUGGUCAUCAACAACACACACAGCUACUCGAGUCGCUACCAGCGCAUCCACACUUUCCCUGACGACCGUGACCAUGACAGGGAGGGAGAGGGCGAGUACCAGGAGCCCAGUGCUUUGCUCCGGCCGAGGGAUCACAGAGACAGCACAGCCUUGCUGUUAAACAACCCAGCCUAUCACCUGCUCCUGUCAGAUCACAGAAAAGGCUCGAGACCCCUAGUCGUCCCCAGCACCAGUCAGGCUCAGGAAAAGAGCCUCAAUGUGCCCCAGGCCUGUGGUUUGGAUAUGGACAUGGAGAAGGGUUUCCCCCCAACUCAGGACGAGCCUCCUCCCUACCCCGGCUCCCCUCCUUACCCCUCCCUUUCUCCCCCCGUAUCUCCCCCGCUACCUCCCAGCGUCCCCCACUAUGCUGAAGCAGACAUUGUGAGCCUGCAGGGUGUCAGCGGCAACAACACCUACGCCGUGCCCGCCCUGGCUUCCUCGAGCCCCGGGGCAGAUGCUGCCCCGCUGCCGGAGCUCCCACGCCAAUGUCUCAUCUUCAAGGAGAAACUGGGAGAGGGACAGUUUGGGGAGGUGCACCUGUGUGAAAUCGAGAACCCUCAGGACCUUCCCAACUUGGAGUUCCCCUUCAAUGUGAGAAAAGGUCGCCCUCUUCUGGUCGCAGUGAAGAUACUACGACCAGACGCUUCCAAGAAUGCCAGGAACGACUUCCUGAAAGAGGUGAAGAUCCUGUCUCGCUUGAAGGAUCCGAACAUCAUCCGCCUGCUGGGAGUGUGUGUGAGCAGUGACCCGCUAUGUAUGGUUACUGAGUAUAUGGAGUGUGGAGACUUGAACCAGUAUCUGUCCCACCGAGUGCUUCUGGAUAAGACAGGACCCUCACACAACACCCCGACCAUCAGUUAUCCGGCCCUCAUCUCCAUGGCCAGCCAGAUUGCAUCUGGAAUGAAGUUCCUCUCCUCCCUCAACUUUGUGCACCGUGAUCUGGCCACGCGUAACUGUCUGGUUGGAGGCGAGAGGGGUGAGAGCGGGGAGGAUCGGGGCGGCGAGCGUCACAUCAAGAUAGCCGAUUUCGGCAUGAGCAGGAAUCUGUACGCAGGAGACUACUACAGGAUCCAAGGCAGAGCUGUGCUGCCAAUACGCUGGAUGGCCUGGGAGUGUAUACUCAUGGGUAAGUUCACCACGGCCAGCGACGUGUGGGCGUUCGGGGUCACUUUGUGGGAGAUGCUGAGUGUUUGUCAGGAGCAGCCGUACUCCAACCUCACAGAUGAACAAGUCAUCGACAACGCUGGGGAGUUCUUCAGAGACCAGGGCAGACAGGUGUAUCUGAGCAGGCCAGCUGUGUGUCCUCAGGGUCUCUACGAGCUCAUGUUGAGCUGCUGGAACAGAGACUGCAAGCUCCGCCCGUCCUUCGCCUACAUCCACUCCUUCCUCACUGAGGACGCCAUGAACAUGGUGUAAAGUGCGAAUCAGAGAAACUUGAGAAGAAUGGCAACGUGAAAGAGGGGAGACGUCUCAUGCAUUUAUGCAUCCUUGCUACGGUGAGAAGGUGUGGGAAGGUGGUGGAGGUGCUGCACAGCAGAGGCAGAUAAGAGGGGAGAGUGGGUUGCUUGCUUUUAUAUUUUGUACUUUUUGAGGGGAUGGGGCUGAGACGCCGCUGGUUCGGUUUAUUUCCACUUCAGACCCCAACCCCAGAGGCAAAACUAAUCCCAGCUUUAGACAGGUAACAGUCCGAGAUACAUUUCAGUGGUUGGUGGUGGGUGCAGUCUGCAUAGGAACUUUUUCUUUUCUCAGAUACUAAAUGUAUAAGGAGGGUUUAUUUUGACUGGUGAUUAAGUACUGUAGAGUUCAAAAUACAGGAAGCUAAACAGCAGAUAAAAUACUCUGCUAUGAUCGUAGCAAGCUAGGAAAUUAACUGUUUAUAAGUUUCAUAACUUUUCUCUAUUCAACAUGUCAUGCUACGUGCAGGGCAAACGGUGAAGGCGCACGACACACAAAGUUCUCAUUCAGAGAUGAAACUGCGCACACAGGGAUUGUCUUAGUAUUUAUAGUAUGUAUAGCCCUCUCUACAUGUUUCAGUAAAUUUAAUUCAGUAAAAUUAAAUUUUCUCAGACACAAACAAGUCUAAGAAAAGAUCUUAACACUUAGACAUGGCUGAUGGCUAACUUGCUUGGUGCUGGGAGAACCUACCGUGUUUGUUGACCCUUCAAUCCUCUAUCUCAGCCCCAAAACCUUACAUAAGGACCCGCAUCCACAGCUGUAACUCUAAGUUGUUGUAGGCUAAUGUGAAAUGAUGUGGACCAGACAACAGCAGCCCCCCCGCCCAUCUGCAAUGUAAUCGUGUCAAGUUUGCUCUCAACCACCGAUGCCCCAUUGUAGUCAAAAAGACAAAUAAGUGUUUGAACCCCGACUUUAAGCCACAGAAAAAGAAAAUAUCCCUGAUGUCAAACAGACUUCUCAAACCUGAGGAAAAAGACACCAAGGAGGUGAAUCUGCUGCUGCCGAUGAGAUGUGAUCCACAAACUGGAACGGCUUUUCCAAGCAGAGACGAUGAUGCCAGCCAGAGCAGUGGACAUGACAUCUUCAGAUGCGCCUGCUCAGGUGUUUUGGUGAUUUCUUUUUUGACUUUUUUUUUCUUGUAUCUGACCCUGACCCAGAUACAAAGGAUAGAUGUAAAAUUCCACAGCCAGCUGCACUUUAAAUCCUACACUCGUAUCACCCCAGCCAUGAUGAAACUCUUCUCUGAGGGGCCUGAUGUGAUAUGAUUCCUCUCGAUGUGGAUCUUGAUGCAUUUUACCUGCAGUGAUUUUUAAGAUAUUUGCCAGGGGAGAUCAAAAUGCAUCACAGAUGUAUUUUGAAAGGACAUUACCUGUUUGCCUUUUUAAAUCCUCUCCAACAAGGCAAUGCCAAACCAUUAGAUGUAAAAUAUUAUUAUUUUUAAAAUGGAAUGGCACCAUCAGUUCAUCUCAUUUUAAAUGUAUGAAAACCUUUUGUUCUGAAACUUUCAGUGUGUUGAGACGUGUUUACUCAUCAAUAAUCUGUCUUUGCUCAUCCAAACGCAUUACUGCAACUUAAAAUCACAGUUAUGGCAUUUCUCAAACAGGGAAUGCGGGGAGUGUUGAUUUUAGUGUGAAUGUCAACAUUAACCUCUGCAUUAUCCCAUGUUUCGUACAUUAAGCUGACCGCGGUAGAAUCAAUCCAUCUACCUUACUGAUUGUAUAGCACUGUAAAUCAGUCCUGAGAUGAUCAAGAUUAUCAAGUACUACAUGUUUACUGAUUGUGAAUGGUCAUGCCAUUUGAGUCAUUUUUGAUACACUGUAGUUCAACUAAGCCCAUAUUUUUAUAUAUACUGUAUGUACUUAGACACUCCUUGAUGUCUGAUUUCAUCCUUUCGUUGAACAUUAUAAUAUGUACAUAUUUUCAGGACAGAAUUGUAAUUUCCUUUACUAAUAUAUAGAAAGCUCUUUGUUACAUUUGGGGUCUUCUGUAUCUCUGUAGAACGCUUGCUACCUUGAUGCCAUUGUAAUUCAUUGUGUUGUCUAUUUUUGUAGAUGUUUUAAUAAAGGUAUCCUUUUCAAAUAAAUCAAGAUGUGCUCUUAA
Molecule: messenger RNA, 5642 nt
Organism: Lates calcarifer (barramundi perch)
Lineage: Eukaryota; Metazoa; Chordata; Actinopteri; Centropomidae
Gene: ddr1
Product: discoidin domain receptor tyrosine kinase 1
Exons: 20
Coding region: 462-3503 (1013 amino acids)
Biological process (GO): positive regulation of kinase activity; multicellular organism development; protein phosphorylation
Cellular component (GO): membrane; signaling receptor complex
Molecular function (GO): collagen binding; ATP binding; protein tyrosine kinase collagen receptor activity
Source: RefSeq, a predicted model, not a curated record